GGUGAAUAUAAGUAGGCACACGUAGAAUAAUGUUUUCUAAAUACAUAUUGUAGGAAAUUUUAACUUUUGGUAAACCAUGUUUGGUAAAAUGGUUACUUUAAUGCGAUCUAGAAUCAUAUUUUGCAUUAUAAUCUUCUAUGUUGUACCACAAGGAAAUGCAAAAUCAAUAAGAAUUGAUACAAGUAUAGAAGUGGGCAAGAAUAUCACAGGCCUCCUGCAAAACCUGCAGAAUUACUUGCAAGGCUUACAAACGAAGAGUCCGGACUACCUACAGCAACUGAUAGCUAAUGCGCAGAACAAGCAGGUGAAGGAUGAGGCGUCGGACCAAGUAAAAGAACGCAUAGUUCAACUAAUCAAAAACAUGGCAAACAAUGCUGGAGCCGGCGUUACAACCCCCUCCCCAUUUCAAGCACAAAUACAGGCUGUAUAUGAGUCGAAAACCACAGAGAUGAACUGGCUAGCGUUCUGGGAAGCUUUGAAGAAAAUGGUGAAUAAUAUAGCUCAGAGUCUAGACAACAAACCUUCGCAAGUCAUAGUGCAAGAGGCAGAAGAGAAAAGACAAUUUAGUCUUUUACAGAACAUAAAAUCAGGACGAGUUCGGGGCCCCGUUCACGUAUAUGGUCAGCACAGCGGUAGCAAAGAAGAUGACUAAAGAUAAAAUAUAUCUUGAGAUUUAGUAAAAA
Molecule: messenger RNA, 683 nt
Organism: Leguminivora glycinivorella
Lineage: Eukaryota; Metazoa; Arthropoda; Insecta; Lepidoptera; Tortricidae
Exons: 4
Coding region: 77-652 (191 amino acids)
Source: RefSeq, a predicted model, not a curated record